Yarrowia lipolytica CLIB122 is the source of this 1206-nucleotide messenger RNA. Lineage: Eukaryota; Fungi; Ascomycota; Dipodascomycetes; Dipodascales. The record is from RefSeq and is a predicted model, not a curated record.
AUGCACAGUGAAUAUCUAUAUUAUUAUCUCCUCUUCUUCCCCAUUGUCAUAGCCAUGAUACUCCGGUUACCACACGAUAUUCUGGUGGUAAUCUGCGAACUUGUUUCACCAAGAGAUCUUUGUGCUCUUCGUGAAACUUGUCAGCAACUCAGCCGCGAUAUUCCCGGGUCUUUCAUCCUCGGAUGUCUUCUCUCUGUGUGGGAUUGCUGCAAUAUUGAGUACAGCAGAUCGAACGACGAUACUUGCCAGGCUCCGCACAAGCUGAACAAUUCGCGGGUAGAGUUCUCAGAUCAGGUCAAGUGCCCUGUCUACAUUGAUCAGCCGCUUCCACGCGACUUUUACUGUCUCUGCAAAGAGGUGGACGAGAUCUUUCCCUGGGAGUACCACGACAACGGGAUUUCUUUCGACGAGAAACUCUUGGAUUUGACGGAGCAUCCCGAAAUGGGCCAAGGGAAGCCCAAGAAAGGACUCACGAUGGGACGUUACUACGGAAGCACAUAUGCGUUUGGAGGAGCACCUGUGAUCCAGACAAGACAUUCUUCAAAGAUGUUGGCUGGUGUGAGUGUUAUAAAUCUGAUCUACUCUGGUAUUCCCCAGACGAGAGGAAUUGUCAACUUGGAUGGACUUUCUCUGCCUUUCAGACUGCAGGUCAACGGAAAAAGUGUUCUUUUGCACGCUCGAGCCUGCGAUUAUAAGACCUCUGAAGUGAUUUGUGUGUCCCCAGGUGGAAAAGUACAUACUCAGAGGUGUCGACCCCGGAAAGCUGCUCCUGCUGGUAUCGUUCACUACAACGACACCUUCUUCAACAUUGAUUUUCAAACCCGAUACCGACUCCGGGUGUGCAAGUCUCUACAUAGCUUGGACUCCGAUCCACAACUAAAUGAGCCGUACAAGGUGUAUCAGGAUGAAGAAUAUUCACAGUUCUGCCUCGUUUACAAGCCCACAGGAAUUAUAAUAGGGCUAAUUGACUUGGACAACCAGCAGACAGAAGUCUUUUCCGCACCAGGAACUGGAUUUGUGGCCAGAAACUACAGCUCGAUAUCGUGUGAAGAAUACCUCGUCAUGGUUGGAAUGUCCAAGGGCUCUCUUGGGAUCUGGAAGUUUUCCAUUAACCAUCUCCGCAAGAGGUUCAGAUUUCAACAUGGAGAUGGAUUCGCUAACGCUUUGUCGCUAGCAGUCUCUCCCCUUGCCUCCAAGCCGAGAUGA